CACAGGUCUGAUCUCAAGAAAGAACCUGGUUUCCAUGAAAGAAACUUGAGAAAUAGCUUCACCUGCAGUGCUGUCUGAGCUGGUGGGGCAGGCGGGAAUGCAGCAGACAAUAUUCACUCUCCUGGCCUUGGCUGCCUGUGUGGCGCUUCACACCUCUGAAGCCAUACUUCCCAUUGCCUCCAGCUGUUGCACCGAGGUUUCACAUCAUAUUUCCAGAAGGCUUCUGGAAAGAGUGACUGUAUGUCACAUUCAGAGAGCUGAUGGGGAUUGUGACUUGGCUGCUGUCAUCCUUCAUGUCAAGCGCAGAAGAAUCUGUGCCAGCCCGCACAGUCAUAUUAUUAAGCAGUGGAUGAAAAAACAAGCGGCCAAGAAAAAUGUUAAAGACAACAUUUGUCAUAAGAAGAAACACCAUGGCAAGAGGAACAGUAAAGGCGCACAUCAGAGGGGCCGUAAAAUACAUGGCCAUAAAACUCCUUAUUAGAGAAUGUACAAAUGAACCUAUAAAGACGAUUCCUGAAGUGAACUUGGCCAUGGUUGGUUAUAAAUUUCUUAUGUGAAUGUUCCUUCUUGGGAGUUAGAUGUCAAAACAAAACAAUAUUUUUUAAAAGGAACAAGUAAACAGUAUGCAAAUGUAGCCAAUGACAUCCUCAACUGAAAAAUGAAAUGAAAAGGUAAUACUUAUCUUCAUAUAAUAUUGUAAGAGCAGCAUCCAGAUACAAUUUCAACUUUUUUAUUACGAAGUUUUCCAAACCUACAGAGAAGUUGAAAGAAUGGUACAAUGGAUGCCUGUAUACUUGUCACAUGGAUUAAUCAUUGUUAAUAUUUUCCCACAUUCAUUUUCUUCCUCUCUUCUUUCUUUGCAUAUGUAUAUAAAACAUUAGGUAUCUAUAUCUAUGUCU
Molecule: messenger RNA, 899 nt
Organism: Rhinolophus ferrumequinum (greater horseshoe bat)
Lineage: Eukaryota; Metazoa; Chordata; Mammalia; Chiroptera; Rhinolophidae
Gene: CCL28
Product: C-C motif chemokine ligand 28
Exons: 4
Coding region: 98-481 (127 amino acids)
Biological process (GO): immune response; cell chemotaxis; positive regulation of cell-matrix adhesion
Cellular component (GO): extracellular region
Molecular function (GO): chemokine activity
Source: RefSeq, a predicted model, not a curated record